UUUUGUGAUGGGAAUGGCUCUGCCUUUUUAAACUUACGCACCAAGGAACGUUCGACUCGAAAGUUUGUUUUGGUGGUUGAUUCUCAGAAGCAAGUGACUGGUUGUGAAUUAUGACAAGUUUGAACCCUGGCUUCUGUCAUCGAAUCAAAGACAUUGAGUUGUUUUUGAUUUGAAACGUUCUAGCAGUCAGGGUUGGUGGCAAGAAGCCUUGAAAAAUUCCUGGGGAAGACCACUUUUCAGGUUUACUGAUGACACAAAUGCUCAAGGAUUAUUUGGGAACCUAUCAAGUUUAUUCCGUGUGUUAAAUAACCCUGGAGAAAUGAUAACCGAGGUAACUCAGUUUCAAAACAGCAGUAAUCCUGUUCACAUUUCUCCUAACUUUUUCUCUUGUAAGAAAUGUGGGAAGUUGUUCUCAACAAAUGAUGCCUUAAGUGUUCACAUUGUCUCUCACAGGGAAGAGACACUUUUCAGAUGCACAGAUUGUUUUGAAACAUUUUCUAGUUCUUUUAAGCUUUCGUAUCACAUGAAGAGUCAUGAGGAAAGAAAGUUUGGUUGCAAAGUGUGCAGUAAAACUUUCUUGACUCAACAUCACUUAAAAAUGCAUAGUGCAAUGCACAUGGAGGUUAAACCUUAUUCUUGCAAUACUUGUGGUAGCCGCUUCAGGUACAAUAAAACGCUUGAAACACACCAGAGAACUCACCUAGUGGGAACAGAUCAGAAUGAUUUACGUUGCAGUAGUAACAAGCCAUUUGCGUGUGGCAUAUGUGAUUUGACAUUUGAAACAAGGAACAGUUACAACCAUCACACCAAAAGUCAUAAAAACUCUUUAAACAACUUAACAUGCAGUUUCUGUGGAAAAGUAUUUUCUGUGAAGAGGACUUUGUUGCAACACAUAAGGACUCAUACAGGUGAGAAAGGUUACUCAUGUGAGAUCUGUGGGAAAGAACUUACCAGUAAGGAGUCACUCCAUUGCCAUAUGAUGAUGCACUCUGGGGAGAAGCCCCUGGUCUGUGAUGUGUGUGGGAAGGGUUUCUCACAUCGUAAGUACUUCGUAGUACAUCAGCGCAUACAUACAGGUGAACGCCCAUACAAGUGUGUGACAUGUGGCAAGUCAUUUACUCAGGCAUCAACUCUCACUGUGCAUAGGCGCUACCACACGGGUGAGAGGCCCUACAAGUGUGUCGUGUGCAACAAGGGGUUUGUCACAAGGACCAUCAUGAUAACGCAUAUGCGGAAGCACGAGCCAUGAUAGAAGAUUUAUGAACUGGUCUGUCAGUGAAGUAGUACUGGUCAUAUUUAUUUGAAUAGUGUUCCCAUAUACAAAACUGUGGUUUCCCAGUUCAUAUUUAUUGAUACUGAAGUUCCUGACUUGAGAUAGUCUUUGUUUUUCAUAUAUUCUAUUUGUUUUCUUGUUUGUUAUUUUAUGCCAUUAAGGCCUAUUUGACAGAUGGUAACCUGCAGCCCUUGAAGUACUGACUUGUAGUUCUUUUUUAGUAGUAGCCACAGUAACUUCAUAUUACUGAUUUCUUUCAGGCUUUAUUAGUAUGUAAAAUGUAAAUAAUUGGCAAUUUUUUUACAUAUCAGCGAGUUUGUAGUGGAAAGAGUCAGGUUUUUAUAGAGCUUUUUAUUAUUGUGUUGUAUAAUAUGAAUAAAGCGGCAAUUAUGUGUA
Molecule: messenger RNA, 1669 nt
Organism: Zootermopsis nevadensis
Lineage: Eukaryota; Metazoa; Arthropoda; Insecta; Blattodea; Termopsidae
Source: RefSeq, a predicted model, not a curated record